This is a messenger RNA of Rhinichthys klamathensis goyatoka, 964 nucleotides long. RefSeq names its product leukotriene B4 receptor 1-like. Gene Ontology annotation, molecular function: G protein-coupled receptor activity. The coding region runs from base 80 to 964 and encodes 294 amino acids. The transcript has a single exon. The record is from RefSeq and is a predicted model, not a curated record. Lineage: Eukaryota; Metazoa; Chordata; Actinopteri; Cypriniformes; Leuciscidae. Gene Ontology annotation, cellular component: membrane. Gene Ontology annotation, biological process: immune response; G protein-coupled receptor signaling pathway.
ACCACAAUUGAGACUGCAUCCUAACCGAAGACUGGCAAACCUCAAAUUGUAUAUUCACAUCAGCAAUUGGCAGGUAAACAUGGAGUACCAGAACAUUUCGAAUGGCUCUCUGUUUGCCCGUACCUCAGUGGAAACACUAAUGUCCAGCAGUGUUCUGGGAUUGUGCUGUGCGCUGGGUUUACCAGGUAAUCUAGCGGUGAUGGUCAUGCUCGCCCAACAUUUAAAGGAGGACAGCUUCACCCCGAAACUGAUGCUGAGUCUGGCUGUCUCUGAUCUACUGAGUCUGAUUUCUCUGCCUGUGUGGAUCUAUGCCCUUCUGAACGGCUGGGUUUUUGGCAGAGCUCUAUGCAAGUUAUUUUCCUAUCUAGUGUACUGGAGCCUCUACUGUAGUGUGCAUUCUGUCACCUUAUUGAGUGUGCAAAGGUACCUGCAGGUGCUGUAUCCUCAGCGAUGGGCGAAGCUUGGAAGGAAGGGUCAAAACGGGCUGAUUUUUGGGAUAUGGACAUCAAGUGGAGCGUUGGGUUCUUACGCUCUUUAUUUCCGAAGCAUCAAGCAGACGGAGGACGGGUUUCUACAGUGUUAUCCGGAUUACAGCAAUACUCAAGAAAAAAUAGUUGUCUUAUUUGUCGAGAUUCUAGUGAUGUUUAUUGUGCCUCUCUUCAGCCUGUUGGGCUUCUACCUUCGACUUCAUCAACGGAUAAGUCAUUCAGCUUUCUUCAACAGCCACAGGCUGACAAAACUGGCCGUCAGAAUCGUAGUGGCCUUCUUCAUAUUCGGCAUCCCCUGUGCGAUCAACAACGUUGUUUUAAUGGUAGUGUCAUGGGAUUCAAAUGCUAGCCACGAUAUAACUGGGGCUCUUUUCUUUAUAAACAGUUGUGUGAACCCAUUUCUUUACGCCUUUUCUGCUUCAGCGCUGCGAUCCAGAAGUACAGUCAGACCAGCCACAACAAUAUCAGAAAUGUAA